GUUGUCAAAUUAACUUUCUAAGAAAUCACAAAAUGCAAGCUAUUAAAUCUGGAUUUAUGUACUUGUGCCUUUGUUGGCUGCAUGUGCUGACCCUGUUCCAGAAACUCUUGGCCAAAUAUCGCCAUGAACCGGAUUUCACUGAUGUGAUUUUGUUCAAUGACAAGACCCUGAAGAGUAAUGAAAUGCACAAGAAUGGGAACUGUCCGAGGCGAUUCUGCACUCCUUGCCGGGUGAAUCGACUGAUUGCCUAUAUAGACAAUGCCCAGGUGUGCAUGGAUAUUGCCCACCUCGUCAUCACCCAUGACAGUAUAUUCAAGGCCGUGUUGGCCGCCUGGUAUCGGGGCGUCAACGUGCGCAUCGUCACCGACCCCGAAAUGGUACACAUCCGCGGUUCCCAGAUGCGGAAGCUCUGCUCCCACUGCAUUCCCAUUCACGUGGCCGCCAAGAGAACCAUCAUGCACCACAAGUUCACCAUCAUAGAUGGGGAGCAGCGGAUCCUUCAGCUGGGCAGUGAAGAGAGGCUCAAGGCAGCCCGCCUCUUGCAGCGCCGUGGAAUCGUUAUGACAGGCUCACUGAACUGGACCGAACAAGGCACCCGCCAUAACUAUGAGAAUGUGGUCAUCACUUCCAAUCGCAAGGUCAUCGCGCGUUACCAAGAGAUCUUUGAUAAUUUGUACAACUAUUACGCACAGCUAACCAUAAUUUUCAGCGAAUUGUAUCAUUCUGAGAUAGAGAAGAUUCCAGACAGAAACGCAAAGGAUUUUUAUUAG
This is a messenger RNA of Drosophila kikkawai, 770 nucleotides long. RefSeq lists its product as uncharacterized. Gene Ontology annotation, biological process: piRNA processing. Gene Ontology annotation, cellular component: mitochondrion. Gene Ontology annotation, molecular function: RNA endonuclease activity producing 5'-phosphomonoesters, hydrolytic mechanism. Lineage: Eukaryota; Metazoa; Arthropoda; Insecta; Diptera; Drosophilidae. The record is from RefSeq and is a predicted model, not a curated record.